Messenger RNA from Pan troglodytes (chimpanzee), 2073 nucleotides. RefSeq names its product COP9 signalosome subunit 5 (gene COPS5). The coding region runs from base 1107 to 1919 and encodes 270 amino acids. The record is from RefSeq and is a predicted model, not a curated record. Gene Ontology annotation, molecular function: metallopeptidase activity; protein binding. The transcript is spliced from 8 exons. NCBI's taxonomy places the organism in Eukaryota, Metazoa, Chordata, Mammalia, Primates, Hominidae.
CUCAAGUGAUCCGCCCGCCUCGGCAGCCCAAAGUGCUGGGAUUACAGGCGUGAGCCACCGCGCCUGGCCUGUGAUGCUAUCUUUUCAGGAAAGAAAAGAAAAAAAAAUCUUGAACACCUAUGCUAGGUGCUAGGAGAUAAAACAAGGAACGCAGACCUGCUCCCUGUGUCUUGAAACUUAAAAUCUUGCACGGAUGGAACAAUGAGAUGGAGAAAAAAGAAAACCUAAAACACGUGAACUAAUUUAAAAAAUUAAACAUUGUAUUAACUGUAGGAAGAAAACAAACCAGUUGCCGAGAUUAAUUACGCUUUGGGAACAAAUGCGGUUCACAGGAGUGCCAAAGAUUUAACUGUAACCUGUUACGAGAACGGUGUACUGGACAUUUUCAGAUCAGUAAUGGCACAUUAUAUAUACGUAGAUGUUAACUUUUACCAAAGCGCAAAAAAGCAAUCAAGGAGUACCCACUGCCUCCUCGCAUCGAUAGAAAAAGCCCAUCUGCAAGUGAAGUGCCAAGCCACCACGAGCCCGUUAGCUUUUACGCAUGUACAGUGAGUCAUCUUGAAGUAAACGGGAAUGCCAUGUUUAUCUUCCUCUCAACCAGCUUCCAGAACGACUUUUAGCUCAUUUGUACAACAGACAGCCUUACCUUUUAGUCUUUCAACAAACUUAUCUCAUUUAAGGUACCUAUACCCACACAAAAACACUUUCCGCCCUCCACAUGCCGCUCUUAAGGCUCCAGCUACCUUUAAUAUGGCGGAGGCCGAGCCUGCGCAGUAGAAGCAGAGAAGGCAAAUACCAGUUUCUGGAAUAACGUUACAUGCCCUUCUUCCGGUGCGGAAGACUAUACCAUUCCCAUACCCUAUAACUUUGUUCUAUUUCACACAUAUAAUUUUCCGAGACAAGAUGUUCUCAUUUAAGCAACAAGAAGAUUCGUCUCUCGCUAUUACUGUAACUGCUGUUUAUAUCGUCAUGUCCCGGAUAGGUCCCUGUCUUCCCUGAAUGGUCUCUACCAACUUCACCUCCGGUUCUAGGUGUCAUGGCUGCCCCAAGAGUCUAGUCACCAUUACUUUAAGUACUGCAAAAUCUCAGCAUUGGCUCUGCUGAAGAUGGUGAUGCAUGCCAGAUCGGGAGGCAACUUGGAAGUGAUGGGUCUGAUGCUAGGAAAGGUGGAUGGUGAAACCAUGAUCAUUAUGGACAGUUUUGCUUUGCCUGUGGAGGGCACUGAAACCCGAGUAAAUGCUCAGGCUGCUGCAUAUGAAUACAUGGCUGCAUACAUAGAAAAUGCGAAACAGGUUGGCCGCCUUGAAAAUGCAAUCGGGUGGUAUCAUAGCCACCCUGGCUAUGGCUGCUGGCUUUCUGGGAUUGAUGUUAGUACUCAGAUGCUCAAUCAGCAGUUCCAGGAACCAUUUGUAGCAGUGGUGAUUGAUCCAACAAGAACAAUAUCCGCAGGGAAAGUGAAUCUUGGCGCCUUUAGGACAUACCCAAAGGGCUACAAACCUCCUGAUGAAGGACCUUCUGAGUACCAGACUAUUCCACUUAAUAAAAUAGAAGAUUUUGGUGUACACUGCAAACAAUAUUAUGCCUUAGAAGUCUCAUAUUUCAAAUCCUCUUUGGAUCGCAAAUUGCUUGAGCUGUUGUGGAAUAAAUACUGGGUGAAUACGUUGAGUUCUUCUAGCUUGCUUACUAAUGCAGACUAUACCACUGGUCAGGUCUUUGAUUUGUCUGAAAAGUUAGAGCAGUCAGAAGCCCAGCUGGGACGAGGGAGUUUCAUGUUGGGUUUAGAAACGCAUGACCGAAAAUCAGAAGACAAACUUGCCAAAGCUACGAGAGACAGCUGUAAAACUACCAUAGAAGCUAUCCAUGGAUUGAUGUCUCAGGUUAUUAAGGAUAAACUGUUUAAUCAAAUUAACAUCUCUUAAACAGUCUCUGAGAAGUACUUUACCUGAAAGACAGUAUGAGAAAAAUAUUCAAGUAACACUUUAAAACCAGUUACCCAAAAUCUGAUUAGAAGUAUAAGGUGCUCUGAAGUGUCCUAAAUAUUAAUAUCCUGUAAUAAAGCUCUUUAAAAUGAAA